Messenger RNA from Wallemia ichthyophaga EXF-994, 960 nucleotides. Its product is annotated as Ino eighty subunit 1. The transcript has a single exon. Lineage: Eukaryota; Fungi; Basidiomycota; Wallemiomycetes; Wallemiales; Wallemiaceae. The record is from RefSeq and is a predicted model, not a curated record. Gene Ontology annotation, cellular component: Ino80 complex. Bases 1 to 960 code for a protein of 319 amino acids.
AUGUCCAACAGCUCGAUUAAACUGGCAGAUGGUAAUAUCCUCACUAAAAAAAUAUUGAAUUUUGAUACAAUUCAAGCCAUCUUCAUCAAUCCCUCCUUCCACUCCCUCUACAGAAACUCCCUCCUAUCCUCCCCCAAACUUCCUAAAUCCUUAAGGGACAAAUUAGAUUCUAAUAAAAUUUUCACUUUACACUACCUUUAUACCUCUUUCUUAGUAAAUAUUGGCAGACUAAACACUACCCUCACCUUCCAACCUCAAAUCAGAUCUAAUUUACGCGUUUUUUAUCCUAUCCCCUCUCUAAGACUGUCUCACUUUCUCCUUGGUGACUCCCCAAGGAUUAAGAAUGUUUUGAACGGCACCCUCGAUCCUAAUUGUGUAUCCUUACAAGAUGUUCAACUCAGGCUCAUCAAUGGUAUCCAUCCCCCAACUCCCCUCACAAACUUUAUCUUUAUUCUCUUCAACUCGGCACAAACCAUCAACAGAGACAACCUCCACUCCGGCUUUACCCUCCACAACCUCCUCUGGCCAUCCAACAUCCCCUCUCACCUCGCCUCCAAUGCCUUUCUCUGGCUUGUAUACCACUACUUGCACAAGGUGUCUGAUGAUCAAUCCCAUCCCAAUCCUUUCGACGACGACUGGAGUAGGCAGCACCCAGGCAGAUGUCCUCGCUUGGUUCAACUCAGUGACGCUGAGUUGAUGCACGAGAACAUUGACCUCCCUGAAGACCUCGAGUGGGCAACCCAAAUGCAGCAGCAGAGAAUCCAUUUCCUCACUCAACUCAACCCUCAAUCAACAGACCAUGAACCUUCCAUUACACAUGAAAACUUUAACUCUCACUCUCUCCUCGCCAUCGCUACCAAAGACGCUCUCGAAACUCCCCUCCACAACUAUCAAGAUGACCUCGCUAACGAACCAACUCACGCUAUUUCACGCAAGUUGGCCAUCAUCAAUUCCAUCUGA